UUUAUAGAUUCGACGUUCGUAUUCUCUCCCCAACCAAUUUUUUGUUUCUUAUUGUAUUAAAGGAAGGUAACAAUGCUGUUAAGACCCAAUUUAACCUCGCACCACGAGCCCUGAAAUAGAAGCUUAGUUUUCAAAUAUCUACAUUUCUAUCGAAGGCUCUCUUUGAGACAAACGUCAUUUUUUUAUACGACGGCGAGUCUCGAAAGUUACAGCUGCACGCACGAUCGCAUACUCGAUAACCUACGCGCACGAAAUAAGGUUCUCUCCUUACAUCUACGCAUUCUGUCAGAAUGGCGACCGCAUCACGACCAGCGCCCGCAGCUACCAAUGGCAUUUAUACCCCAGAAUAUGCACGACAACAUACUCGGCCACAGAACACGUUCCGCGGCUGUUCAAGAAUCACAGACUAUGAGGUUAUGGGGAAAAUCGGAGAGGGUACAUUUGGAGAAGUACACAAAGCCAAAUCUAGAAAGACUGGCAUGGUUGUUGCUCUAAAAAAGAUCCUGAUGAUCAACGAGAAGGAUGGGUUUCCAAUUACAGCCCUUCGCGAGAUCAAGACUCUCAAAGCUCUUUUGCAUCCAAAUGUCUUGAGUUUGGAGGAGAUGGCCGUCGAGCACCCACAAAAAAACACCGAUAAGAAGAAGAAAGCUAUCAUGUACAUGGUCACUCCAUAUUUCGACCAUGACUUAUCAGGUCUUCUGAAGAACCCGAACAUCCACUUUACGGAACCGCAAAUUAAGUGUUAUAUGCUGCAAUUGCUUGAGGGCAUGCGGUACAUUCACGAUCAAAACAUCCUUCACCGGGACAUCAAAGCCGCAAACAUUUUGAUCAAUAAUAAAGGCAUACUCCAAAUUGCAGAUUUUGGCCUGGCGCGACACUACAACGAGCCUGUACCAGUCGCAGGGAAGGGUAAUGGAGAAGCGAAAGCACAUUAUACUGUUGUAGUUGUUACAAGAUGGUACCGUCCUCCAGAACUGUUUUUAGAAUUGCAAAACUACACUCCAGCGAUCGAUAUUUGGGGAGUCGGGUACGUUUUAACUUCUUUAUCUUUGAAUGGUUGACUAAUAUUGGCAGUUGUGUUUUUGGCGAGAUGUUCACCGGAAAGCCAAUCCUCCAAGGCGAGAGCGAGGAGCAGCAGCUUAAGCUUAUUUUUGAUUUGUGUGGCACUCCUAAUGAGGAAAACAUGCCAGGGUGGAGGUCACUCCCCAAAGCUCAAGGUCUCAAUUUUAGCCCACCGCGCCCUUCGACACUAGCUCAGAGAUUCAGAGAACAAGGCUCUGGUGCUAUCUCUUUAUUGCAGGAAUUGCUAAAACUCGAUUGGAGGAAGCGUACCAACGCAAUCGAUGCGUUAAAGCAUCCAUACUUCCGAAACACGCCUUUACCUAUGAAACCACACGAGAUCCCAAUUCUAGAAUCAUCACAUGAAUUUGAUUCAAAGCAGCACCGGGGACAAAAACAGGCCCCACCACCCCCCAAGGGAGGUGAUGUGGGCAUGGGCCCAGACCAAUGGGAGCGAAAUGGGAGUGGACCAGGAUAUGAUAACUACGUCAGUCAUCGAAGUCACCAAAAUGGUCGCUACCCUCCUCCUCCUCCUUCCCACGGUGGCUACAGAAACAGUGGCCUACCACCUCCACAAUACGAUGACCGCAAACCAGCGUGGAGACGAGAUGAUCGAGGCUUACCACCACGACCACCGCCUACAGAUUUCGCUUAUGAUGGUGGAAGAUCAGACCAACAUGGUCACCGAUCCAGAUCCCAAGAUCUAGAUGGUCGCGGCCAUCGCGAUCGUGAUCACGCGCCCCUUCCUCGAAGUAGAGCAGGAGGAGGUGGGAAUAUCGACACAUAUAUCCCAAGUUAUAACAUGAACCGGCGACCAAGAGACGACCGCCCACCAGGGGCCGAUCGUUUACCACGGGAUGACCGCCGAGACGAUCGCCCAAGACACAGUAAUGGAGCCAGGCACGAAUACGACAGUCGAGGUUCCCGUGAUAGCCGAAGUCGUACCCGCAGUCCUAUUAAUGAUCGUGGGAGGGAUCGAUAUCGAGAACGCGAACCAAUAGGAGACCCUUAUUCCCAUCGUCGUUGAUAUCACCUUUUUAGGUGCGUUGUUACAUUAUUAUCUGUUCAUUUAGCGUGCUUUGGGGUUCGUGACGGUGGGGGUAUUUAUCUUCAGAUAUUCGCUUGCUCAUUCAUAAGGAUUGGAGUCAAAGGGAUUGGCGUGGGUAACUUUUGGCUUUGGCUGAACCAAAUUGGCGUUUGUCGUUCCAAUGAAUUUUUACAGCAUCAGGGAAAGGAGGAGGGGAUAUUCAAAAUAUCAUCGAAAGGAAGGCGGGUGGGCUGUUGGUUGUUUGGCAAUUUAUUCAACAGCUAAGCCUAUAAAUUUUCUCAAUACCUACAUUUUCGGACGGGAAACAUGACUUGUCAUCAAUACGGGAGGAUUGGUCAACGGAAAGGGAUCUUUCACCCGUGCCUUGGACCAAAGAAGCUGAACUUUUAAUGGAAAGGCAUGAUGGUUGCGCAUGCAUGCUUUACUACGGAUACCUACAACGUUUUUGUAUUACUGUACACAUCUAUCAUAACAUACCUAUUAAAUACACUUGGAAGCUCAAGAUUCAAACUAGUCUUUGCUAGAACAUACGCA
This is a messenger RNA of Sclerotinia trifoliorum, 2641 nucleotides long. The record is from the annotation of a GenBank genome assembly. NCBI's taxonomy places the organism in Eukaryota, Fungi, Ascomycota, Leotiomycetes, Helotiales, Sclerotiniaceae.